This is a messenger RNA of Penicillium subrubescens, 3582 nucleotides long. RefSeq names its product putative GATA transcription factor (Ams2). The coding region runs from base 1 to 3582 and encodes 1193 amino acids. Gene Ontology annotation, biological process: regulation of transcription by RNA polymerase II; rDNA heterochromatin formation; silent mating-type cassette heterochromatin formation. The record is from RefSeq and is a predicted model, not a curated record. Gene Ontology annotation, molecular function: sequence-specific DNA binding; zinc ion binding. Lineage: Eukaryota; Fungi; Ascomycota; Eurotiomycetes; Eurotiales; Aspergillaceae. The transcript has 2 exons.
AUGGAAUCUCAGGACGGAAUUACCGUCCGGCCGAUGAGGCUAAAGGUCUUGUACACGUUUGACAACGAAAACAAGACGAAUUGCCUCGCUCGGUGGCCCCACGUGCUCGAUCUCCAAACUGCCUUUUUGGAUGAGCAAACUCAGAUCGGUGUGAUCGAGUUGAAAACAUGCAUUCAGGCAAUUGUCUCUGCCAGCCCUGAGCUGGUGGCACAGCUGGGAAAGGACUACACAGUCUACGCCUACGAUUACUCCGAAUACGAAACUCCCUUGGUUGGACAGGGAAUGCUAUCAUGGGUCCUCGCUUCCGCCUCGCCAACACCCGAUGCUCCUGCUCACCAAUCCAAAACGAUGGUAACAGGCCGGGUGUGCAAAAACCCUCUAGGACUGUUCUCGAAGGGCGCCCAGGAGACAUUGGAAGUCAAAUUGCGGCUGGUCCCAGUCCCUACCGUGAUGCAAAGCGAAUACAUCGACAGCAUGCAAAGGUACCGCGAAUUGAGCAAUGUUAUUCCUCACGAUUUCGAUGCCCAGUCAUGGACGAAUUUUCUCCGACAAAAUCCUGCUCUCCUGGAGGCCUCUCGGAAACAGCAACAAGGUUGCGUGACUUCGCCAAUGGAUCAAUCGGGUAUCGAACGUGUUCACCAGCUCCUGAGUGAGAGUACCACACCGCGGGAUUACUCCAACAAUUACCCUACCAACGAGUCAAUCCGUUCGUCAUCGCCAACCCACUCCUUCGGUCCGCCUAGUCGAAUGUCUACCCCCGCAGGAACUCGCACUCCUACACAUUACCAACAGCCUCUGCAACCAAAGCAGAGCUUUUCUCACAGUGACAAUAUCCGCCCUUCAUCUAGUGCUUCCAUGCAGGACAGUGACUUUCAACUUCACCAAUUUGGUAGCCAAUCCCGAAGAGAUUCGAUUCAUUCGGGCUAUGGUAGUGGAAAUGAGGAUGCAGUGGAACCCCAGCAACGGAAAAGGGCCAAGUUGUACCAAGCUGGAUGGCCCGGCAAGUCUGAUAUGAACAUUGAACGACAGCCUAGCUCCCUGCGAGUGGCUGCUAGCACUGCAGCCUCUGUACGGAUCCACCGUCCAACCCCAGUGAACCCUGCUCUUUCCGUAGAGCAAUCUCACGAGGAACCCGUUCGCCCUCCGACUCCUAUCUCUCGGCCUGGAGAUUUCCAACGCCGAGUCCGACUACCCUCUAGCCUGUUGCGGGAGAGCUCAACGCAUAGCAAUAGCUCAUAUACAUCUCCUUACAUUCAUAGCGAUGAUGUAGCUACCGACCAGACAGCUCAUUCUCCAGAAGACCGGUACCAAGGUCUAUUCGAGCCUCCCUUCAACAUGCCUUCUUCACCUCCAGUCUUGGAGUCCCGCUUCCCGUCCCGAUCUAGUCCCAACUUGCCUCCUAUCUCUCUGGAUACUGACUCUGGUUUCAUGAGCGGUGGUCUGGAUGAUCUCCUGGAUGAGGGAGCGGGCACCCCUGUGGAGGAUUCCCAGAGAGCCGACUCCCGGCCUGUGACUGGCGAGAAGCGCCACCGGUCAGUUCGCUCUGCAGUACAGGCCACUCCUCCUGCAAGUGCCAUUGGUCUGGUAUCAGAGGGUCUGAACGAUUCCAUGCUAGUCAGUGAUGGUCUAAUGGAGCCGAAGUCCAAUCAAAUACCACAACUUCCACGUCCAAACACGUCAUCUGGCUCUAGACCAUCUUCGCGAAUGAGCUCCCGGCCAACACCGAAACCACUGGCACCCGCACCCAUGUCACAAAGUGAAUUGGAACAGUUCAGGAGGGCCAUUCCGGCAAGUGACUCUGUCGCUCCUCCCCCACAGCCGUGUGCCUUCUAUUCGCAAAAUAGCGCGGGGCCCAUGAGCGAUUUCUCUAUUGUCGAGACGCCGGCACCUCAACCUGAGUACACUCGAAGAGCUCCUCGUAGUGGAGGUGCAGCGAAGAGGGCAAUGCAAGUCCAGGCUCGGCUGGACGCGGCGAUUGCCAGUGGUGGAAUUCCACCCUACUGUGAAAACUGUGGAACUAUCGAAACACCUACAUGGAGACGGGCAUGGACCAAAGAUAUCACUGGUAGUGAAGAGGAUGCGAAGGGCAUGAUGAAGACGCGAGGUCUGCUCUUCUGGGAAGUGCUGGAGCGAAAUGACAACAAAGAAGUUGUCAGGUUCAAACUCUACAAGAAGGGCCUAGGGGUGACUCCUGAGGACCAGGGAUGGACCCAACUCCUGCUUUGCAACCCUUGUGGCCUCUGGUUGCAUAAGUGCAAGACUAUGCGCCCAGAGAACCGAUGGAAUCGGCAGCCACCGGCGUGUGGCACCGAUGGCAAGCAGAAGCGUCCCUCUAGGAACCGCAAGCAGAGCGGUGGUCCCUUGUCCAAGCCCUCUACCCGCACUCGCAGCAAGGCUGUGUCGGUUCGGACUGCACAGUCUUCUCCUGCCCCCACAGAAGCAUCCUCCGUGCACAAUGAGGAGGGCGCUACUCCUAACGUGGAGGAUCAUGCGGACGAGGGCCAAGAUCAGGAUCAAGCCCAAGACCCGGAUGAGGAAGCAGAGUAUCCCAACAAGCGACGCCGGGCAAACAGUGCUGAGCCUCCACGAUCCAGCGAGAAGCCUCGCUGGGACCAGGAGGAGGCCAUUGAGGCCCUGCGUCUUGCUAUUCAAUCCAGCCCGGCCAGGAAUAUCGAGAAUCGCAACUUCCCUGCCCCAGAUGAGACCAAGCUCACACCCAAGCCUGUGCGCCGCGCUCUCUUCGCCUCUUCUCAAAAGGAAGGGCCAAUGAAAGAGCUUGGCGCAUCGUUCGUGAAUAGCUGCUCGCCUCGUCGCAGCCCUCGCUUCACCAAGGGUGAGAAGCAUAUCCAGGAGAAGGAAAAUCAGGCGCCUACACCUCAGAAUGAUCUCGAUGACCUCUUCGAGGGUCCUUCUCUGGACUUCGAUCUGCCUGUCAGCCCGACUCCUCGACGCCGCCACACUCGCCCAGGUGCCAUGCACGAGAGACGCCACUCUCUGCCCUGCAACUCGCCAACUGCCAACAGGCGGAAGGAUGUCGGGGUAUCUACAGCGGCCGCUCGGGCCGCUCGCCUCACUGCUGAGCGAUUGCAGCGCGUCCAGGAGGGCGCAGAUCAUUCUCCCCGCUCUACUCGUUCUCAGACUCGAUCUCCUGCCAAGCAGGGUCUUCCCGCACUGCCUGAUGCUGGUCUGCACUCCGAAGCCUUUGCACCUCUGGAUGGCAUGAUCCUCGACAUCUUCGAGGAGGUCACUGACGAAACCAAUGCUUUCCAGCUUGAGAAUGACAAGUUCUCCGGCAACAACUGGGCAGACUGGCUCCCCACCGACUACGUCUCUCCCACCGCGUCCGAUGAAGAAAACAAUCCAUCCGACGACCUAAUCAACGCAAUUCUUUCGGAUCCGGCCAUCCUGAAAGAGUCUCUCCACAACUCUGAAUUCAAUCCCUUCAACUUUGACAACAACGUCGUCCCCGACUCGGGCUUCUUCAGCUCCGAUGCUCUCCAAACAGACCCCGGGGGUCUAGCCACUUCCCAAGCCAGCAAGCCUCCCAAGGAGCGUGGCCAGGCAGCCACUUCCCCCGCAUAA